Molecule: messenger RNA, 8358 nt
Organism: Dermacentor andersoni
Lineage: Eukaryota; Metazoa; Arthropoda; Arachnida; Ixodida; Ixodidae
Product: MIF4G domain-containing protein-like
Biological process (GO): regulation of translational initiation
Cellular component (GO): cytosol
Molecular function (GO): RNA binding; translation activator activity; protein binding
Source: RefSeq, a predicted model, not a curated record
GAGAGCCGCCAUCGCUCUCCGCCAGCAGCGGCAUCGGCGCGGCGGCAGUUUCCGAACGCGGCGCGCUCGGUCGCAGGCGGAAGGGUGGCAGUGCCAGUGCGAAGGGAUAUGGCGGCCGCUGCGCCCAGCCGACGACCACGAAGCUAGUCAACCGCAUCUCAACGCGCACCACUCCUCACCUGCGGCGGCGGCCGUCCCCAACCAAGCCCGAAAAGAAAAACGAAACCGCCCCGCGGCGUCGCUUGCAACAGCAAGGGGACCCAGCAGCCUCGCGCGACGCCGGGAAGAAGACGACGCACGGCGCGCAAGCCUGCGGUGCGGAGGCACCCAAAUAACGACGACCUUCUGAAAUCGACACGACGACUUGGUUCCCGGCCCCCGGUUGUAGCAGCAGCAGCAGCAGCGCUUCCUGCGGCGGCGCCCGGUGACCGGCGGCGGGGCCAAGAAAUCGAGCAUCAGCACCACGAGACAUGCUGGGCACCGAGCAGCGCCACGACGCGGCGGCAGCGGUGGUGCCCUCGCCGGGCCUCAACAUGGAGCACGGCUUCCUCAGGAAGAUCGAGGAGAACCAGAUCCAGCGGCACUACCAGCUUAAGGAGGACGCGAUGAAGCGAACUGAGACUGCCAAACUGGCGCGCCGAGUCGGCCUGCCCAACAAAUCGACCAAGCCGACCAUCGAGAUUUACCGGCCUCCCGGUGUGAGGGUUUCUGACCUGCCUCAGUCGAGCGAAGACGUGGCUCCUCCUCCAAGCAACAGUAGCCACCACCACCACCAUCACCAACAUCACCACCACCACCAGGCGGCGCUCAUGAAUGGCACCAAUGGCAUCGGAGCGCCCUCUCAGCAGCAACCUGCUGCGCCCAGGGCGGUGCACUUCCAGGUUCCGCCCGUGGUGCUUUCCUCACUGCCGUCGUCGACAAAGGACCCGCCGGUGGUUGGCAAGAGCUCGCUGCGGCGCUCCAAGAGCUUCUCGCACGAUGAGCCGGUGCCCGCGAACGCCUCCUUUCCCGCCGAGUACCAGGGCCUUGUCAAGAAGGCGCUGCACGACCCGAACACAUUGAGCUCCCACCAGCUGAUGGAACUGGUGCGGGCAAUCUGCCAGAGGGCCACUGAGGGCAUCCAGAAUGCUGAGCCAUCGGCUCAGCUGUGCCUCUCCAUUAUUGCGAAGGAGAGAGGCGAGACGUUCCUGGAGAGCCUGCUAAGCGCCUGCCGUGAGUGGUUCAAUGAGCGGGACCAGCUGCUGCGUCCGCUGGAUGCUACCACGACAGUGCCGCGCCGCUGGACAGCCUACGUCUGCUUCUUGGCCGAAUUGCUGCUGGGUCUGAGAGGUCGAAGCGGGAGCUGUGCCAGUGGCUCGGCCGGUGGCCGUGGGGCACCCACGGCGAGCCGCACACUGUGCCUGGUCAUGCUGCUCUGUGAUUGCUGCCACAUCAUCCUGCGGCCUCCCUCGCUUGGCAACCCAGCUGAGAUGGAGUGUCUGCGGUCAGUGCUGACGAUCGCGGGCCGGGCAGUGGAGCGUGAUGCCCCCCAGCGUAUGGCAACCCUGGUUGGGCGACUGCGGGAGGCAUUUGUCCAGCCGGGCCUCUCGGCUCAGGCGCGCAAGACCCUGCUCGAACUGCUCGAGCUGCACGCCUCCGGAUGGCAGCUCAACCUGGCACAGCAGCUGUACUACUUCCCCUACACGAGCCUCGAGCACCGCAAGUGAGUGGCCGACGAUGCUACCACAGCCCCGACCACGACGACGACUCGCCCGCUUUACUUCUUGGUUGCUGGAGAGAGAGAGAGACUUUGACAUACCACAACUUGGCUCUGUGAAACACCAGGAAGUCUAUUCCCCACAUGCUUGAUUGUAGCAUCUUUGACGAGUCUCCUACUUGCUUUGUCCUUGAAUCUCCUUGUCACUGCCGUUUGUGAGCAUUGCCAAGAAGGGUGCGAGCAGUGUCCCACACUAUUUGGUGUUCUCCUGUAUGGCAGUCAGAAAAGGGAGAGAAAAUGGAGAAGGCACGAAAGAGUUGAGAAAGACGACGUCAAUAUGAAACAGUAGCACUACAUGAGUACGUACAGACUUCCUUACAGCUUGGGGGUGGGGGUCAGUUCAUCAAAGCUAAACUCUUUUUGAGUACUGACUGUUUCCACACCUCUAACGGUUGAUGACAUUUCACCAUGGCAUUUUGGUGGCAUGCUGCAUGCUGGGUUAGCAGGAUUUAUCAAUCUCGUAAGCAGGUUGUGGUACUAUCGGGGCCUUUCCGUGUGACCAUCCUUGUGUGCUCCUUCACGCCCAAGGUGACAAAGGUGAGUAAAACACUUAAAGCUGUCUUGCAGUGUACACCAACAUUUUUUCUUGCUUUUUUUUUGAUGGGUUUAUUAAUCCGAAUCACGUUGGCAGCCGUUGAUUCUAGUUUUGUUGCUUUUUCUUGUUAGCUGCGUACAAUGUCCUUCUGGUGGCGACCACUUUGCAUCGGUUCUGGGUGCCAGGUGCACAAUGUUCCCCCAUUUUUCUUGUGUUCUUACUAUCAAAAACAGAUAAGAGCACUACAGUUGAAUUUUUACGUUUCUGUUAUUGGUGUUUCAAAGUUCAUAUAAUGGUUUUUGUUGUCACAAAGGAAGUUUAUUUUAUUGGGUGGCUUCUGUGGUUAGCUUAACUUGUCUCCUUCUUGAGUUUAUGGCGUAACAUUCAGUGUUGCUUCUCUUUGUGUUUUACUUUUCUUUUUCAUUGCCCCAAUACUGAUCUGCUAGCGGCGUGCUGAGGCCAAAUUCUCGCACCAUGGUUGUUGUGGCUGUGAAGUCUGGUUGUCCAUGGAGACUUAAAAAUUUCCUGGCUGUUCUUGUGUAUUUUUGUGCACGAUAGUUUUAAUGUGCGUGUCAACACUAUUUCACCAUUGAACCACACAUUUGUCUUUCCCGACUACUUGGCUUGCCCUUUCAUGGAUGAAAAGAUGACAAAGAAGUGCCAUUGUAAUACUACUCGUCGUGGUUAGACGUCACCCUUCACAUCCCAUGUUCCUGCUUGACAUUGAAGUAGUCAGUUUUCCUGCAUUGUUUCUCUGGCAGGAAUGGAAUGCUAAUGCAGUGGACAUGAAUAGCCAGGCUUCUCUACAGCAUCGAACUUUUCACCAUCUUUGCUGACUCACAGCGCUCUCAAACCACUGCUCAGUCUGCAGUUUUGUAUUUGUCACCAUACCUGGUCGCGCGGGCAGAGCUUGUUGCUGCCACGCAGAAUUGAACAGCCGUUCUCGAAGUAGUCACUCAGUAUGCACUUUCAAUCCUUGAAAAGUCCCCAUCGCUCUCUGUAAGUAUUGUGAUGCAUUCCUUGAAUACGUGUGCAGGGAGAAGUGCUCAAGUGGACAGUUGAAAUGUGAAAUAUUUCUGCCUACGUUAAGCACUGCAUGUGAUGGUCGUGUUUGGACGGAGCAUUAUUGCGUGAGCUGGCUCUUGUGACACUCUCUCUUUUUCGCUUCGCGGUGGGUCGAGUGCCAUCAACAUUUUAAGCGUCACGAAAGUGAGAGUUGUCGAGGCCACCCUCACUCGCAGGUCGAGCACUCCGCUUCGAUUUGUGAUGCUUGGUGAGUGUUUCACGUACUUGCUUUUCUUGAAAGGUGUCUUUUGUAAGUGGUGCUCGGGGUGUGGCUCUGUGUAAUGAAAUUCCGCUGUGCGGUCUUUCACCUGUUGUACCAUUUGUGAAGCGCACAAGUGUGCCGGCCUGCCACCGAGGUAAGCUGGCACCACACCCGAGAUCAGAAUACUGCUGGGCAGGUGGAAGUGAACACGUCAGCUACUGCAUGACACAUGAACUCUGUGCUGUUUUCUCCCGAGAAAUAACCAGGACGCAGAUAGGUGCUCUGGACCCGUCUCUUCCAUGUCUUUUUUUUAAAAAUUCCUAUCCUCCAUGAAGUGUGAAGCGCUAUUGCAUUAUCCCGAAUGUUCUGUGGUUUUGCGCAUAAAGAAUAUGUUGUUUUAGCCUGUUUGUGCUUGAUAAUCUUGUUGCUCUAUACCAGGGGUAGUGUGGUAUCGCCGAAACUUAUUUACGGGGCAUAUUUUCACAUAUUUAGAUCGCCUUCUGUAUCUCUUUUGUUGCAUUAUUGCACCUUGUAGACACCCAUACCUGAGCACAAUUGCUAAAUCGAUGGAGUCUUCCAACACGCACCAAUCUCUUAGCUUCAUCUGUGACUUUGUUUCACAUAGGAAGAUUUCAAUAUUUCACAGAUAGCUUCUUCUUUUAUUUUAUCUUGUAGAGCCAAUGAUGAACUAAGAGAACCUGAAAAGCUAUUCAUGUUUUGCAAGAUCAUGUAUUGUUCACUUUGUGUCCAUUGUGCUAGUGCACCAGGUGAAAAUAGCCGUCGUGAACAGCCUGAAGUGAUGACAUGGAUACAACAGGAAUUGCUAGGGAGAAAUAAAAUUUAGAGUUGCUGCCAUGUCCAGACAAACCCUCCUAUGAUCUAUGUACAUGUGGACAGGUUGGCGGCCAUGACUAGAUUUCUUACAUCUUCUCGUGCCAGGGUUUUUGUGGAAAACAUACCCUUGUAGAUUUUUAUUAGAAAUUUGUAGCGCCAUCAGCAUAGCAGAGGUAGAAGAAACAGGUUCUGUCCAAAUACUGAGACUUAUCAGAAGGGAUACCACUUCAAGGGAUACUAAAUACUGAAGUAAUAGCUCUGAGGUACGUUUCUUUAAGAAGCACUGUCCAGUACGUAGAUAAUGUUACUGUAUUAGGUAGCUACCAGUUUUCUCUCUCAGUAGCCUAGAGAACACAAGAAGGUGCUUUCAUACAUAUAUCAACACAUCAGAGUGUGAAAAAAGCUUUUUGCACAUUUUUCUAUCUCUGCAUGGCUAGACAUUUCAUUGAGUUCUUUCUGUUAUUAUCACCUUAAAUUCCAAAGGUAUGACUUGUGUCUGUAUCACUUAUAUUCAGAGAAGUUGCUUGCUGUGAAAAGCAAUCAUUACAAAGCUAACUAACCAAAGACAAGGUGCAAGCAUGAAAGCGUUUGUACAGAAGUACCUUGAAGGACCUGACAGCACUGGAAGGUUCUUUCUUUCUUUGUGACCAAAGCACCUUGACUAGGGUGAAUGUUUUCACAGAAUAAUGUUUUGUAGUAGUAUAACUAGUGCAAGUUUACUAGAUAAAGUCAAUGUUGGAAUGAUAGACCCACUUGAGAACAACUGCUGUUCUGCGUGUGAGUAGUUAAUUCUAAUGAGUAGGCACAACAGCUGCUUCAGAGGGCAACAAACUGAGUUUUCACUGCCCACGGCAGUCAUGUUAGCUGAAAGGUGUACUGCGUUAGAGGGGUCACUGUACGUUUCGGUCAUUUUUGCAGUUUAUGGCAGUUCUUAAACAUCUGCGUGCUUGUUUAAAACCUGCGCAUGUGCGGGAAAGAAGCAAUUGUUUUCAUAAAGGGGCCUUGAACUUUACUGGUCAUCUGUUUUGGAAGUUCCUGAGGCUUCGCAUUUACUGCUUUAUUUUCUUUUUUUGCGUGUAACAUCAAGCUUAGCACCUUAUUCUUGCUUUAGCUUUGAACAGGCCUCAAAUAUAUGCUUGAGCAGCUGGCGCCAAGAAUUUAGUCUGUUGUACUCUGUGGCAACUCUGUGUCGAUACAAAUCACAGAAAGAUGGCAGCAGUGACGGCAAAAGCGUGCACGACAGACACGUGCGUCGGUACUACGUGCAUCGAAGAAAAAAAAAUACAUGCUUGCCUCCAUCCCCACUGCAGCUGGUGCAAAGCUGCAUGUGCAAAAGUUUGGGGUCAUGAGAGGUCGAACAUGCCAAGGUUUGCUCAUUUGUACGUCUGGGUAGUCUUUGAGCCCCAGGGGGCACACAACCUCCUGGCACAGCAGAACAUGGGGUAAAAGAAAUUUCAUUUGUUUAUAUUGGAUAGAUUAAUGCGUAAGAUUGAGCGUAUCUACUAUUGGCAAGGUGAACGUGAAAGUUACUUGAAUUAAAGAAAGAAAUGUCAGUCUCUUGCACAUGAAUGUGCAAGGAGUUGCUUUAACAGUGUCCUUUGUAUGGACAACAAAGCAAGUGAGGCUGUGGAAAGGUUAAAAAAAAAUGCAAUUCAACUCGUUUCAUUUGUUGAACGGAAUAGGUUGUGUGCCUUUUUGAUGGCUCAAAAAUUGCUGUAGACUGCAUUCCAAGCUCGACUGUGCACAACUAUGCAAACCAAAAAGUGAGUGACGAGGUUGCAAACGUUUUCAAGCUUCUCAAUACUGCCUACCCUAACUAUUGGUUUAUGCUAGGUAGUAUUCAAGGUUGAGGCUGCUCUUUGAAGUGCUUUAUUCGUCAUCUUACAUUGCCACUAGUGUUGUUGUGUAAUGCCCAUCUUCAAUAUGCACAUUUUCAGAAUGGUAUUUUCAAUGCUGUCCACUUUUUGUUCGUUGUCAGUCACAUUCUUAAAUGGGUACAAGCGUUGUAGUGCAGCAUCACGGAAGAACUUCGGGUGACAUCUACUGCUAAAGAACACUGCUACAGUUCGUUAUAAGCCAUUUGACUGUUAUUUCUUCAAGUGGCAUUUGCGAUAAUAAGUAGCCUACUCCGCAAUUCAUGCAUUCAAUCUGUGUAGAGCUCCCUAGCACAAACACCGGCCAUUCUUUAAUUAGGUGCAUUCAGGAAUGAAAUUGGUAUGUGUCUCAGCUUUGCGACUUCAGAUUAUGCACCAAAGAUCAAAGCUUUGAAUGACAUCGAAACAGUUCUUUUUAACCAAUUUGCUUGCACGUCACGUUCGAGUGUCUCUUCUGAGAAAUAGGAAGGCUUUUGUUAGAUUUCGUAAGGUUCCAGAGCAGCCGUGGUGACAGUGCAGAUGUCGCACUGCAUUUUACCUAGACAAAUUCUAGGGACACCCGUGGACCUUCCGGAGAUGAUGACUCUUGCAGCAAGUGAAGGAGAGGUGGAAAAAUUGUACUUGCUUAAGAUUCUUCUUUUUGUUUUUUUAGACUGCUUAUGGGUGCUGUGUGUUUGCGGUGCUUUUGUUUCAUGGGUGAUCCUGGGCUCACUUAUUGAUGGCAGUGAUUGCUGAGGCUUGUAUCGCAUUGUAAGAGCACUGCGAAAGGCAAUGUACUGCUUGUACUAUUUUGGAGCAUUUCGUUAUCGACAGCGCAGAUGCCAUUCUUGAUAGCGAAUGGUUGCAAUGUCAUCUCUUUCCACAGAGCAAAUGCCGUCUGUGUUUAUGCGAGUGUUUUAUGUAUUUAUGCAAAGAAGCGUGCAUGCAGCGUUUAUUUAGUGUUUUCUUGUUGAUUCUCCUGCAAUUUUCUCAUUUUUUUUUGUCUAGUUUUGGCGCUGUCUGUGAUAAGCAGUCACUGCUUUGUUCAUUUUUGUUGAAAAGAAAAAAAAUUGAGAGAACAAAAAUUAUUUCACUUGUAUACUUUGCUUUUGAAUGAAUAGAAAGCUCAUUAACAGAACAGAGCCACUGACGACCUGCGUCUCAAGCAGCCAGGCUACAUAUUAAUAAGUUGGGCUAGUGAAGUAACUGCCAUUCUACCAUUUACAGUGUGCUGUCUAAUAUUGAUUGCAUGGUUUUGAAUUUGAUUUUGACUUGUUCUUGCUAUUUCUGUGACCACUUGCUUCGUGCACACUUGAUGUAUUCCAAAGCCUGGUUGGAUGGAGUGAUCGUAUAAUAUGUAUGUCAUUAGUCCGUAUGUGCCCAAUGGAACUUAGCACGGCAAAAAAUAUUUUCAUUGCAUUUUACCACAUGGUAGACAUAGUUGCAGGUUUGAACAGUAUUUGGCACUCUUGGACAAGCAGGGUUCAAGGGUGUAGUUCUCUCAAACCAGUAGCCAUGAAUGACACUUAUGAAAUAUAGCGAGGAAAUGUAAGCUUGUGCACUUUGAUGACAGCAAGCACUUGUUAGUGCACCCUUUGUUCCUGUUGACAACCUGUCGGGCUGCUUUGAUGUCGUAGACCGCUAGUGGCUCGUUGAACAGACUACUAGUCAUUUUGUAGGCUAAUCAUAACAUAAAGCUUUGCAGAUUAUAGUAGUAGCCGAGAGUGAGGCUUUGUCUACAGUGACACAACUAUUUAUUUCACUUUUCUGGCGCGAUGCCAAAGACUAAUAGAGAAUUGACUGCUAUAUUGUUUUGCGAGCUGGUUUUAUGUUUCUGGCGCAAUGUAUAAAAAGAUAUGUACGUUCAACGCGCAGCUACUAACCAGCGCACCAAAAAACUAACCUCGCAAGCAAUGAAAUCUACAGCAAUAAUAAAUAAAUGUGUAUCAUAUACCUUGCCAUAAAAGCAUGGAAAGAGAAGUAACUACGGUGCCAAUACUCUCAAGCAGUCAUUUGUAGAAUACUAUUUACACUACUAUACUGUUCUUUUCUUUCAUCUCUUUUGUAUACUUGAACAGUAAUUAAGAAAUAAACUUAGUAGUAUUAAAUACAA